Carassius gibelio (silver crucian carp) is the source of this 1500-nucleotide messenger RNA. RefSeq names its product eukaryotic translation initiation factor 1A, X-chromosomal-like. Gene Ontology annotation, cellular component: cytoplasm. Gene Ontology annotation, molecular function: translation initiation factor activity; RNA binding. Bases 156 to 590 code for a protein of 144 amino acids. Gene Ontology annotation, biological process: translational initiation. NCBI's taxonomy places the organism in Eukaryota, Metazoa, Chordata, Actinopteri, Cypriniformes, Cyprinidae. The transcript has 7 exons. The record is from RefSeq and is a predicted model, not a curated record.
AGGCGAUCUGCGCAUGCGUCUUUGUCAGCGUUUCUCGCUAGCGUCGUUGAUCUACUCACAACUGCACGUUUGAGAAGCAAAAUAUUUGACACAUUAUUCUAUUUCCCCUACGUUUCUGAACAUUAUACGAUAGCCGUCGACGUCGUUUCAAGAAUAUGCCGAAAAACAAAGGUAAGGGAGGAAAGAAUCGGCGACGUGGUAAGAAUGAGAAUGAAUCUGAGAAAAGGGAGCUGGUGUUUAAAGAGGAUGGACAAGAAUAUGCUCAGGUCAUCAAGAUGUUGGGAAAUGGGAGGUUGGAGGCCAUGUGUUUUGAUGGAGUCAAGCGGCUUUGUCACAUCCGAGGAAAGCUCCGGAAAAAGGUGUGGAUUAACUCAUCAGACAUCAUUCUCAUUGGAUUAAGGGACUACCAGGAUAACAAAGCAGAUGUCAUUUUGAAGUAUAAUGCUGAUGAGGCUCGGAGUCUGAAAGCCUAUGGAGAGCUUCCAGAACACGCCAAAAUCAAUGAGACUGAUACCUUCGGGCCUGGUGAUGACGACGAGAUUCAGUUCGAUGAUAUUGGUGAUGAUGAUGAGGAUAUUGAUGAUAUCUAAGAGGAAUACACUGGGAAGAGAAUGUUUCUCAACCUGAAGCGACAAUAUCCUCACAUCCCCCCCUGAAGUCACCCCUCCAACAUUACGGCUCAAGUUUUUGGUUUCACGGACUAAACACAUGACUGCAUUGUCACCUUCAAUCAAUUUUGUUAUCUUUUAAUGUAUUUAUAUUGCUUUCACAUCAAGUGGAAUUUAGUUACAGUACAGAAUCUAUGGAUUCGCAAUAAAAAGAUAACCGAUUUUAUUUUUGGUGUUGCAGUCUUUAUCCUAAUAGACAUGUUCAGAAGCUCUGUAAAAGUGAGUGAAACUCGUAUGUUAAAAGCUAAUACCUAUAAAACGUCUGGUCUUUUGGAAUGUUUCUGAAGUCACUUGAUUUACUGGUCACAUAAUGAUGCAUUGGAUGAUACUUUCUGAUUAGCUCUGUGUUUGAAUCCAUCUUACUUUAGUUUUCUUCUCUGCUAUAAAUGAUAAUUGAAUACUUAUUUUACAGGGCUGCUGGAUUUAUGAAAAAAAUAAUAAUUUUGAAGCUCUGUGUAUUACUUCACAGUUGUUACUUAGAGUUACAGCGUAAUAGCUUGAUACUGAACUACAGUAAACAUCAGAAACGGAAUUAUUUGUAAGAUUAAAAUGGAAACAUUUUUUACUUUCAAAAAUGAUAGCUCACAAAGCAAAUAACCAGAAUAAGGAAAUAUUUUUGUAUGCAAAUGGACCGAUUAAGGCAAGAUUUAUGAGAGUUUAUUGAUUGUAUUCUUGCAGACUGGCCCUUUUGAAUGAGCACGUUGGUUGUUGGUUAUAACUUGUUAUUUUUAGGUGUAUUGUUUUGAUGAGCUUUUGAUGGUUGCUUUUUGUCCUCUGCUGCUUUUGAUCAGAAAACCUGUGAUUUUGAAAUAAAAUUCAACAACAUUCAGAA